CGUCGCGCCAUGAAGUUUCGGGCUAAGCUCGUGGAUGCGGCCUGUCUGAACAACUUCACGCGAGUCAGUAACAUGAUAGCCAAGCUUGCCAAAACCUGCACUCUGCGUAUCAGCCCGGAGAAGUUGAACUUCGUCCUCUCUGACAAGGUGGCCAAUGGAGGGGUGAGCAUGUGGUGUGAGCUGGAGCAGGAGAACUUCUUCAGCGAAUUUCAAAUGGAAGGUGUCUCCGCAGAAAACAAUGCGAUUUAUUUAGAGCUAACAUCGGAAAAUUUAUCUCGAGCCUUGAAAACUGCCCAGAAUGCCCGAACCUUGAAAAUCAAGCUGACUAAUAAACAUUUUCCCUGCCUCACAGUUUCUAUAGAGCUGUUAUCUGUGUCAAGCAGUAGUCGUGUUGUGACACAUGACAUCCCUGUAAAGGUUAUUCCUAGAAAACUGUGGAAGGACUUGCAAGAACCGACGGUCCCAGACGCUGAUGUUAGUAUUUAUUUACCAGUCCUGAAGACUAUGAAGAGCAUUGUGGAGAAGAUGAAAAACAUCAGCAAUCACCUUAUUAUUGAAGCAAAUCUAAAUGGAGAAUUGAACUUGAAAAUAGAAACUGAACUAGUGUGUGUUACAACUCAUUUUAAAGAUCUUGAAAAUCCUCCAUUAGCUUCUGAAAAUGCUUCUCAAGAUAGAAACUCAGAACAAAUGGCUGAAGUGCACAUAGACAUUAGGAAGCUCCUACAGUUCCUUGCUGGACAACAAGUAAAUCCUACAAAGGCCACAUGCAAUAUUGUGAAGAACAAGAUUGUUCAUUUUGACCUGCUCCAUGAAGACGUCUCUCUGCAGUAUUUCAUCCCAGCGUUGUCAUAACCCCACCUAUGGGAUCAGGGAGCUCAGGGACCUUGGUCUGGACCCGAAGAGGCCGUAGGGUGAUGUGUUCUAAGUCAUUUGUCU
Messenger RNA from Kogia breviceps (pygmy sperm whale), 936 nucleotides. Its product is annotated as checkpoint protein HUS1. Gene Ontology annotation, cellular component: checkpoint clamp complex; site of double-strand break; nucleolus. Gene Ontology annotation, biological process: meiotic DNA integrity checkpoint signaling; mitotic intra-S DNA damage checkpoint signaling; double-strand break repair via homologous recombination. Lineage: Eukaryota; Metazoa; Chordata; Mammalia; Artiodactyla; Physeteridae. The record is from RefSeq and is a predicted model, not a curated record.